Molecule: messenger RNA, 222 nt
Organism: Antechinus flavipes (yellow-footed antechinus)
Lineage: Eukaryota; Metazoa; Chordata; Mammalia; Dasyuromorphia; Dasyuridae
Product: keratin-associated protein 19-3-like
Exons: 2
Coding region: 1-222 (73 amino acids)
Source: RefSeq, a predicted model, not a curated record
AUGAGCUACUACGGAAGCUACUAUGGAGGCCUGGGCUAUGGCUAUGGCUCUCGUCUGGGUUAUGGCUAUAGUUCUGGUUAUGGCUGUGGAUGUGGUUGCUUCCGUGGCAUAGGAUAUAACUAUGGUGGCUAUGGCGAUGUAGGUCUGGACUAUGGUGGCUAUGGCUAUGGGUGUUUCCGCCCGUCUUACUAUGGAAGGUAUUAUUCUUCUGGCUUCUACUGA